Messenger RNA from Chlorella variabilis, 861 nucleotides. RefSeq lists its product as hypothetical. Gene Ontology annotation, molecular function: oxidoreductase activity. The coding region runs from base 61 to 861 and encodes 266 amino acids. NCBI's taxonomy places the organism in Eukaryota, Viridiplantae, Chlorophyta, Trebouxiophyceae, Chlorellales, Chlorellaceae. The transcript has 5 exons. The record is from RefSeq and is a predicted model, not a curated record.
GUUGCGUUUGCGAAUUGCAUUGUCGUGCAGUUCAGUGGAUUUUGGCCACGCAUCUCCGCCAUGGCUGCCGGAGCCAGCCUCCUGAACCAAGUAGCGCUAAUAACAGGAGGCGCAAGAGGCAUCGGCUUCGCCUGUGCGCAGUCCCUGGGCCGGGCCGGGGCCAAGGUGCUGGUGGCGGACAUCGACGCUGACGCGGUGGGGCAGGCGGAGACGCAGCUGCAGGCAGAGGGGAUUGAGGCUUUCAGCUGCGCCUGCGAUGUCGGCGACAAGCAGCAGGUUGAGGCCAUGGUGGCGGCGGCGGUGAGCCGCUUUGGCGGGCUGGACAUUGCGGUGGCCAACGCCGGCAUCGUGCGCAGCGCAGACUUCCUGGAGAUGAGCGAGGAGGACUGGGAUGCGGUGCUGCGGGUCAACCUGAAGGGCACGUUCCUGACGGGUCAGGCGGCGGCGCGGCAGAUGGUGUCUCAGGGGCGGGGCGGAGCCAUCGUAAACAUGAGCUCGGUGAACGGCAUCACCGCCAUCCCCACAAUCGCCGCCUACAACGCCAGCAAGGGCGGCGUCGACAACCUGACGCGGUGCAUGGCGCUGUCGCUGGCGCCGCACGGCAUCCGGGUCAACGCCGUGGGGCCUGGAUCCAUCAUGACAGACGUCCUGCAGUCGGUGGUGACCGACAAGGCGGCCAUGGGCAAGGUGCUGUCCCGCACGCCGCUGCUGCGGGUGGGCGAGCCCGGCGAGGUGGCGUCGGUGGUGCGCUUCCUGGCCUCCCGCGACAGCAGCUACAUGACGGGGCAGACGGUGUACGUGGACGGCGGCAGGCUGGCGCUCAAUUACACGGUCAAGGUGCCGGAGGAGGAGGGGAGUUGA